CCCGUCUAUUGUGUUCCCUGUGUUGGCCUGCUGCCGCUACUACUCUUGUGCGUGUGACACAAACCCUCAAAAUGUAGCGAGUUCUGGAACUCCUUUACUCCGCGCCGUGUUGCUGUCAUGCGGGGCCAAGUAGUGACUCCGCAAGGAUUGGGCAUCAUUGGCAUCAGAGUAUCCGUAGACAAAGAAUCGAGGUUUGGAUUCACGCUGACCAGACAAGGAGGAUGGUUCGAUGUACUAGUGAACGGAGGAGGAGCUGUUACUCUUCAGUUCCAGAGGUCUCCGUUCAAGCCUACGACGAUAACGGUUUUUGUGCCAUGGAAUGAGAUCAUUGUCUUACCACCAAUCCAUAUGCAACUGAACGAGGAAGCUGUGGGACACGUACAGCAAAGCUACAUUCCAAGGAACCCAGCAAUGAACUUCCCAGGCGUCGCCAGAACCUUUUUCGAUCCCAAUAACGCUCUGCCGGCCACCUGCGAUGACCACGAUCCGGAACUUCUAUCUCCAAUCGUAACCGGAACCUGGAUGCCGGAAGCCGUUGGAGGCAUCGAAGGCAAGAGCGCGAUCUUUGCAGAGACCCAGAUCGUCCAGGAAUCCAUACCAAUUCCGGGGUCCGACUUGCACAUCCUCUACCAAAGUUCUCAGUCCACGGGGUACCUCAGCACGAUCUACAUGAAGCUCACUGGGCCUCAGACACCGAAGAGUCUUACCCAUGUGCACGUUAGGGUUGAAAUAGAAGGAUCAUUGCAUAUCAAGACUUACGAGGCGGACCCUAACUUGACGCACACGUUUGCAUGGAAUAAGAGGAAUAUCUACAAACAGAAGGUCUACGGGAUCGUACAGGCCAAGGUUUCUGUGGGCUACCAGCAUUCCAGCUGUAUAGAGCCCGUUUGGGAGAUGCAAACCGUGGACAUCAAAGGCUUCGACGUGGACAUAUCCGACAUUGGAGGCUGGGGCUUGGACAUCCACCACCACUACAAUUUCCACGAGGGGAUCCUCCAGAAAGGGGAUGGUUCCACUAUCCAUUUCAAGCAGUAUCCACGUAUGGUAAGAGUAAUCAUGGGAACAGGACUACAGAGAGCAUUAAAUUGCCCAGGGCAAUGCGGAGGCUUGGCGAAGGAUGCCAAGCUGCUGACCCCUGGCUCUCUCACUACAGGACCUGACGGUAGUAUCUACGUUGGUGAUUUCAACCUCGUAAGGAGAAUAACGCCGGAAGGGAAUGUGUACACAGUGUUGCAGCUUAGGACAACCCAAGUGGCAUACCAGUAUUACCUCACAGUAUCGCCAGCUGAUGGUCAUCUGUACGUUUCUGACCCAGAGAAACAUCAAAUUCUGAGGGUGCUAUCAUUACAACCUGUGCAAGAUCCUAUUCUCAAUAGUGAACCAGUUGUAGGAAAUGGCCAAAGAUGCAUUCCUGGUGACGAGAGCGCCUGUGGCGAUGAAGGUCCAGCAAAGGACGCCAGACUGGCCCAUCCAAAGGGCAUCGCUAUAUCGGUGGAUGGAACAAUGUACAUUGCAGAUGGGACUAACAUAAGGGCAGUCGAUCCCAAAGGAAUCAUACACACUCUUGUCGGGAACCAUGGACACCAUAACCAUUGGACGCCUGUGCCUUGUAGAGGAGCCAUCCCGGCAUCACAGGCGCAACUGCAAUGGCCCACGGGCAUCGCGUUAUCUCCACUAGAUGGCAGUCCGCACUUCAUCGACGACCGACUGGUGCUCAAAUUGACAGCUGACAGGAAGGUGCGCGUCGUUGCCGGUGCGCCCUUGCAUUGUCGCAGGGAGAAUUCCACUGCAGCCAGUGGCGUCACGUUAGGGGCAGUGCUGUCUUUGGCAUUUGCACCUAAUGGCGAUCUGUACGUAGCUGAGGCUGAUGCUAGGAGCGAGUAUAGCGUUAGGGUGGUUGAUACUGCCGGUAAAAUCACCCACUUCGCCGGCAAACCCCCUCCAACCCCAGGAUCUGCAACCGGUUUCUCAACAUCCUCCCGUUGCCCAUGUCCUUCAACCUCCCCCUCCUUAACCUCGAACACCACCACAACACCUUCCUCGCAACACCAUUGCGUAUGCCCACCACCCGCCGCUUCUGCAUCCGCUCCAGGCCCUGAUGAACCUCCCUCGAAUGCAGAGACUCUCCUAGCUACUGACGCUCGGUUCCAGGCCGUUUCGGCACUUGCAGUGUCUCCUGGAGGCACCCUUUAUGUCGCUGAUCAAGGGUCAUUGCAUGUAUUGGCUCUUGAACAUUAUCUGCCCACGCACGAUGAGAACGGAGAAUUUAGGAUUCCGUACCCACCAGCAGACGAAGUCUACGUCUUCAACCGUUAUGGACAACAUGUGGCCACCAAGGAUCUAGCCUCAGACAAAACACGGUACACGUUCCUCUACUCUAAGAACACCAGCUUUGGAAAGCUUUCCACUGUAACUGACAGCUCUGGGAACAAGAUCCAGUUCCUCAGGGACUACAGUAACGCAGUCAGCAGCAUAGAAAACACUCAAGAUCACAAAAGCGAACUGAAGAUAUCAGGUGUAGGAUAUUUAGUGAAACUUAGUGAAAAGGGAAGGUCGGAUAUUGAGUUGGAUUAUGACAUGAACACUGGAUUGCUAGCUAGUAGAUCUGGGGGAGGCGAGACAUUCAUCUAUCAAUACGACUGGCUCGGUAGGGCAACUGGCGUUAUACUUCCAAGUGGAGAAGUACUGUCGUUAUCAUCUAAGAUCUCUAAUGAUGGUAAUUUGGAAAUAAGUAUUAGCCAACCUCCUAGUACGGUAACAAUCAGUGGCAAGGCGAACAAGCACGUCAUUAUAUUCAAUGAUCAAGAAAAAACUGACGCCGUAACACUAUCCAACAAUACAGUGGCGCUGAAAACAGCGUACGACAGCUUGAUGAAGGUGUGUGCGGUAGCCAGACAUCCAUUGCUGGAAGCCUCCUUACCCGUUGAAGCUGAGCUACUACCAGUGUGGUCAGAACAAACUACGAUCUUCGGUGAUGGCCUCGAGAAUGUCAUCUCCACUUCGUUCAGCUUGGUCGGAGAUGUGCGGAACCCUCAGCAGACUCUGUACCGCGAGAUCUUCGUGAACAAGAGUAAAGUGCUUGGGAUUGAGUUUGACCAGUUCACCAGCAAAGAGACCUUCUUCGAUUCUGACAAGCUGCCACUUCUGACUAUCAGCUAUGAUCCAGCAGGAUUGCCUUUGCUUUAUACUACGUACAAUGGAGCUGACUCUUUGAACAUAUCUUAUGACAACUUCAAUAGGGUCGACGGUUGGAAAUGGGGAGCUUCAGAACUCAAAUACAGCUACGACCGUCAUGGACUUCUAUCAGAAAUCACAAGCCCUCUGGAUGGAACCCAAAUAUUCUCAUACGACGACACAAACAUGCUUUCCAAAAUCACCCUGGCCAGCCAGAGAACCUUUACGUUGAGCUACGAUGACAAUGGAGGAUUGCGACACGUGACACUUCCUAGUGGUACCAAGCAUUCGUUCAGUUUGCAACCUUCGCUGGGUUUUAUUCGGGGUACUUACACACCGCCAGGCAGCACCAAGUCGUACCUUCAACAUUUCUCGAAUUCGGGGAGACUAUUGCAGACUGUGUUUCCUGGAGAAGGAGCGCGCAUUGUGUAUAGAUACCAUGAUAGCGGAAAAUUGAAGGAGAUAGUCCACGGCGAUGGAAAGACAGUGUACCAAUACUCAGAUACCACAGGUCUGCCCAGCCAAGUGAACCACGUGGAACCUGACCUGGAGUAUCGUUGGGACUAUCAGUUUUCGGGCGGUUUGUUGAUGGAAGAGAGGAUUGACUUUGGUGCUAAAACCGGCCUGAGCAACGCCAAAUUCACCUACGAUUACGACAAUAACUAUAGACUGAUAACUGCGCAAGGAAGAAUCGGGGGACAGAAUUUGCCACUACACAAUUUGGCUUACAACUAUAAGACUGGGAAAUUGCAGAUGAUUGGCCCUUUCAAGAUUAUUAAACCAAGAAACAACGAGACAAAUGUCUACGAUGGAACAGCCCUAUUCUCCAGCAGCGUAAAUAGUAGAUUUCUAGAGACCAAAGUUGCCCUUACCAUCCAUGGAAUGGAAGUUUUUCGAAUGGAGUUCAGCCAUGAUAUGCAUGGGAGGAUAUCCCAGACAAGAACAUACACGAAAAACGUCGGCGUCAAUACCUACACAAACGUCAAAAACUACACCUGGGACUGUGACGGCCAACUUCUGGGGGUCGAAGCCCAGGAACCAUGGGGUUUUAGAUACGAUGACAAUGGAAACAUGCUCUCUCUUACCUACAGAGGCAACACCAUACCUAUGGAGUACAAUGUCAUGGAUAGGAUCAUCAAGUUUGGAGAGGGGCAAUACAAGUACGAUAAUAGGGGAUUGGUCAUCCAAAACGCUCGGGAGGAGAAGUUUCACUACAAUGCCAAGGGAUUGUUGGUUAGAGCUACGAAAAGGGGAAGAUUUGAUGUCCGCUACUUCUACGACCACAUGGAGAGAUUGUCGGCACGCAAAGACAACUUUGGCAACGUAACCCAGUUCUUCUACAACAACCCGUUGAGGCCAAUGGAGGUAUCCCAAAUCUAUUCGCCCAGGGAUGGAAAAUUAAUGUCGCUGGUCUACGAUCACCGAGGUCAUCUGAUCUACGCACAGGUCUACAGGCACAAAUACUACGUAGCCAGCGAUCAGUGCGGUACUCCUAUAAUGAUCUUCAACCAAUAUGGAGAGGGCAUCAGAGAGAUCAUGAGGUCGCCGUAUGGACAUAUAGUGUAUGACUCCAAUCCGUACCUGUACCUACCUAUAGACUUUUGUGGAGGAAUACUAGAUCAGGUCACAUCACUAGUUCAUAUGCCCAGUGGGAAGGUUUACGACCCGCUGAUUGGUCAAUGGAUGUCGCCAUUAUGGGAAAACGUAGUAAAGAGGGUACCAACACCAACAUACCUCCAUCUCUACAGAUUUAAUGGGAACGACCCUAUAAAUGUUGAAUUGGAUAGAAACAGGCCUCAAGAUCACCUAGAUUGGCUACACAAACUCGGUCUGGACCUGAAGAGUUUGGCGCCACAGCUAUUCCCCGAAAGCCUACCGAGCGGUCAAAUGCCUCCUCUGAUGACCCAACCACCGACCUUCUGGAACCCCCGAGAAACUAUGGACACUCACUCAACUUCCGUCGAAAUACAAUCUGGUUUCCUAUCCCACAUGAGCACCAGGAAAAUGCAGACGGCUAAGGAGCUUAGCGUGUUCUCGAAAUCGGCGCUAAAGACGAAUGUUAUUGAUUUGGUACCAAAGAAGAUUGGAGCUGCCAGUGAUCCGCCAUUUGGAAGAGGCAUUUUGGUAUCAAAAACAGACGCAGCCCAAGCAGUAGUAUCCAGCGUCCCAGCCGCAAACGCCAUCUACCGGGACGUAUACACAUCAGUCUUUAACCGGUCCUAUUUGGUACCCUUCACGUUCGUGAUGCACGGAGCGCAACAGGACGCUUUCUACUUUGUUAAAGAGGAAACUUGGAAAGCCAACGAUGACAAGGGACAGCUGAAGAGGUUGCAGGGACAGGUGAAUACUACAUUCCACGAGAUCGCCAAAGAAAAUGGGAGCGGAAAUACCUACUUUGACGUUAAGAUUCACGGGUCGAAUGUUGUUGUCAAUUUGAGGUAUGGAACGACCAUAGAAAAAGAAAAGCAAAGGUUAUUACACCACGCUAAGCUCUCAGUUGUCCGAAAGGCCUGGCACAAGGAAAAAGAAUGCUAUAAGAACGGUUUCAUCGGAAGCGUCGACUGGAAUGCCAACGAACUGGAGGAGCUUUCCAAAGUCGGUUACGUGAGCAACUACGAAGGAGAGUACAUCCACGACGUCAAAUACUACCCAGAACUGGCUGAGGAUCCAUACAACAUCAAGUUCGUCAAGAAACAGGCGGAGUCGAGUAAGAAACGCAGAAGGAAAAGAGAUGCCAAAAGGUCUUGUACUGAUCGAUGGUGGUUCACGUUCACAGAUGUAUGCUAGUGAAUGACAAGACAUGCAGUGAGAUAUGCAUAGUAAUUGUCUGGUAUGACCUCCUCAUGAGUUUCAGGUCAAAUACGGGCACAAUGACGCAAUGUGGUGGUUUUUGAGAGCAACGCUCAACAGUUUCUUUUUGGCCCAAAAAAUAUAGUUUCACAUAAAUCAGCCUAUUUCGUGUAUACCGCUAGAAUUUGUGAGUAAAAAUCCAUCGCAACCAAUAUCUAUCAUAUUGUACUUGAAUAAUGAUUGAAACAUUGUAAUAGUGAAGUUGUGAAAAGAAGCUACGUCAUUUAAUCACGAGUGUUUCGUCUAUUCUAGAUUUCGAGGAAUACGUUCAAAUAAUAAUGUUGCUUCUACGAUAAUUACAUAAAAAAUCUGACUGACACAAGAAGCAAGACGGCAAGGUUCCAGGCUAGUAUAUCUGGCUAGAAUUGGACCUUGUAUAGCGGCGCAAUACACAACAUCAUUCAAACAUAGGUACCAACAAGUUGAUAGUGAAUAUCAACUGAGUAUUAUACUGCUGACCCAUACACGAUUAUUCUUUCCUGUCAUUCUUUCGUGUUAAAAGAGUGAAUGGAUAAUAACUUCCCCUCGACCUUGUGUUGUCUCCUUCCGGAAUCGUUGGCAAUUAGUGAGAAAAUGUCACUUCUAUACGGAUUUAUGCGUGUCGAGUUGACAAGUCAACAAUUCUCAUGGGGACAUUGCCGUGCAUUACUCGCCUGAUGGAACAAGGAGCUUGCAUAUACACAUAUGCGGCUGCCUAGCUUGGUCCAUUGUGAAAAGCUGGCAAUUUUGAAGGCGUUUCUGUAAAUUUUCUAUCUUGAUUUUGUUCUCUUCAAGACCUGAAAUCGUGAGGUGGUGGAAUACCAAAAACAAUUCAAUUAACCUAGUGUGAUGUACCAAGAUGAAAAUGAACUUACAAAGUAAGUUUGCUUAACCAAAGAGAAAAAUGAGAAAACUACCAAAGUCUAUUUGUGUAACAAUUUCCAAGAUGCCAAAAGAGAAAAAAAUGAAUUGUAUAUUAUUUAUUUACAAUAUGUUAACUAUAUGUAUGUGAUUUGAACGGAUGCGACCAGAAUCUCCAGCAACUCUUUUUUUAUAUUGAGUAUGACUGAUUUGUUGGUUGGGGAGGUUCUGCCGGAUCCGAUUUUUGUAAAUACUAAGUAUAGGAAAAUGCGCCAUAUAGUUUCCAGAGAACAUUCUAUCUCCAAACACAAAAUUAAGCUAGUCGUUAAAGGCUCUCCAAGGGAAUAUAUUUCCAGUAAUUAAGGAUAUAUGUAUCUGAUUUGCCAGCUGAUGUGAACAUUUUCUUUUUGCUUUUAUGCUCGCACUUAUGCAUAUCUGUUCUGAUAACGUCGCUCUAGCAAAAGAAGCUUUUUCAUUAUGUUGUCUUGAUAUGGACAAGUAGCACCUUUUUCCCGGUUUAUUCCUUACUACUUGCUGCAUUCAAGUAUUCUUAUGUAUAUGCAAUGUUAACAAUCGAGGAAGUUACCUAAUGGUUGUGACAGCAACCUACUGUAUAUUCCUCAGAGUCAAAGAAUCGGAGCUCUAUACUGCAAGAAACCAACACAAAAAACAAUUUCUAAAACAAAUCACUAAACGCGUCUGUACAUGCCGAUAUUUUCAUAAAACAGCUGAAGUUUCCCUUGGAAAGUGAAGUGCUAUGGUUUAGCCAAAAAAAUAAUUAUUCUUUGAACGAAACAGUGUCUAGAAGUAUCAAAGGAAAUUUUGUAAAUAUAGUCCAGUUAUUAUACAUUUUUAAUGAUUUAAAGAAAAAAUGAAAGAACGAAUUUAUCUUAGAUAGGGGAUGAUGAUGAGAAAUUGAUUAUUAACCGUAUAUGUUGUAUUGCUUUCUACUGAAUUACCAAUAAUAUAUCAUUGUGACUGAUCUAUGUUAAGGAUAUAUUUGAUGAAUAGAUGAACCUUAUCCGCUGUGUACCUUGCAACCUUCUUCAACACAUUUGAAAUGAUCAGUGUCUAUAGGUGUCCAUACCUUCUAAAACGUUUGAAAAAUCACAUUCCUGCAUUUGUACACUAAAUAAAUAUAUUUCACGAAAUAAAUAAUUUUUCUAAAAAAGUGAAAAGAAAAAUUACCUACCGCAAUAAAACUUGUGGCAUAUUAUAGGUUCAACUUGUUUGGGCUAUUGGUAUCAAAGUAAACUGUCCGUACUCCUUACAGCUUAAAGACGUCGCUCACUAUUUUAUGCUAGAAUUAAUUUUGUUUUCAUUAAAACUAUCAAGAAAAUUGAAACGGUUUUGCUGUUAAAACGCUAUUGAUGAAGAGUUUAUUUUUUCUACGUCUAGCAUUGACAAUAAUGGUCAGAUUUAAUCCACAUUGAUCCACAUUAUAGACCUAAAAAAUUUUCCAGGAAAUAGAAGCAACUGACACCUACGGACACUCAUCGUACUUUAUAUUUUGAUUACCUACUAUACAAAAAAUAUAUAUUUUCACCAGAAAACUUAAUGCCUGCCAUAUAGGAUAUCCCUUGUUCUGUGUGUCGAUAUGGGAACGGUAUGAAGUUUAGCAACAACUGACUGAACUUGCAGCUUCUAUUGUUGUACAAAAUACAACAAAAACUUGACAUUUCAAACUAACUAUACUUUUUCGCUAUCAACUUUUUCAAAAAAUAUUUGAUAACUUCAAACAUCUUUACAGCACCAUAAAAAACUGCAAAAAAUUACAAAAAAUACCUUCUCUUUGACAGGAGGAAGCUUUUAGGAAAAACGUGGAUAAUUUAUCGAUAGUCUCACCUGCCCAAAAUGUGAGAUUCUCCGAAGAUACGGCAUACCUUCUAAAACCCCUGCGUCAUCUGCCAUAUCUUUAACGACUGCAGCAUGUCGUCAUGGUCGUAAGACGUGUUUAAAAUUCGUACAAAAACUAAACUUCAUACCAUUUUUAUUCGCAAAUAUACUAAUUUAAAUGUUAUAUGUUGUCGAACAAAACCAUAUGUCGCUGGGUAAUUGUUUUAUAAUCGAAUAAUCGAUCGCUGUUUACUCUAUAUUCAGAUCAAACUAUUUAUUUGUACAGUACUUUUGUUUUUAUACAUUAACUGCUAAAUAAAUUUAUAUUAUUUUAUUAAAAAAUAAUCGUGAGUAUUAUAAAUGUUUUUUGAAAUAAAGAGAUUGUUUUUUA
Molecule: messenger RNA, 9091 nt
Organism: Acanthoscelides obtectus
Lineage: Eukaryota; Metazoa; Arthropoda; Insecta; Coleoptera; Chrysomelidae
Source: the annotation of a GenBank genome assembly